AAGUUCUGGUCUUCGAAAGAGGGCGUGGGUUCAAAUCCCACUUCUGACAACUUUAUCCUUAACUUUUUCCAUUCAAUUCGUGAGUUUUGUGUGGGUCAUAUUCCUAGUAGCGCCACUUUUUGUUUUUACCAUCGUCAUCACGAAUUAACAUUAAUAUUAAAAUUAAUAUAGAGUAAGGUAAAGGUGUGUAUCGUAUCAUUCAAUCCAUCGUGUUCGUGGUUUUCUGUCUUAUCCCGUAAUCGCUUCUCUGUACCCGUUUUUGAUUCUCUUCGUCAUCAUUAAAUUCUCUUUUUCGUACUACACCUAUUUCACCUUUGGAUCCUUUUUUUCUCCGCUCUUUUCCCCAUUCUCCAAGAUUAGGGUUCCCCACAAAAAUGCUUCUUGGGAUUUAACUGUCCCAAAACUUGUUCUUUUGCCUCCAUAUUUUCUUGUGCUUGAUACUUAGUUAUCAAUGUCAGCACCUCCAACAAUUUCAUUUACUAUAUCUUAGGUGAACUGCUUGCUUUUCUUCUUUUCAAUUAUUUUUCCUUUCAAUUUCUAAAAUUCUCUGUCGAAUUAUAAUAAUUUCUAUAUUUCUUUUGGUUAUUGUCAUGCUCGUUAGUUGCACCGAUACUUGUCAUUUAAGUGCGUGUUUGGUUUCACGAUGGGAUUGACAAAAUCACGGUGGCUCGAGUGUUUAAACACAAGUGCUAUGUUUUUGUGCUUAUCUAUUGAGUCCUUUCAAAAAUGGAAAUUUAAUUGAGGAUCCCUUUAAAAGAAGAAAUCUUGUGGUUUAUUACUAGUAUGUUUGGAGGUUUUAUUUUCACUUUAAGAAAAAUAAAAAAAUGUAUCUGUGGCUCAUAGCUAUAAGUUAGAUAGUUUUUUAGUUAUAUGUUUGAGUUAUGGAGUUUUCUUUUCAUAUGUUGCAGUAGGUAGGAUGAAAGGUUUUAAAGAUUGGGUUUUCUCCCAGAUUUUGUCCAAAUCGUUGGUAUCGCCGACACCAUUAUCGGGCAAGCGUCCGCGUGAAGAUUUGAAUGAGCAAGCUCAGACAGCCAGUUCUGUAACACUGCCGGUUCCGUCCAACACAUCAAACUCUUCUGGUAAUCAGAGUAAUCAACUUAGUUCCACCUUGCAGCCAACUUCAGAUGCAGAAAAUUGGCAAUCUCAACAUAGUGGAAAUGGAAGACGCAAGGAUACUUUGGCAAAGGUCGAGGAUCUUCAAGUUAAAUUUUUCCUCCUGCUCCAGCGGCUUGGCCAGUCACAAGAAAAUCUCUUGGUCAAAAAGGUUCUUUAUCGGAUGCACCUGGCAACUUUGAUUCGUGCUGAGGAGUCGGAUCUGAAAAGAGUCAACCUCAGUAGCAGUAGAGCCCGAGCAAUAGCAAACCAACAAGAGGCAACUGGUAUGCCUCAAUUGGACUUUUCCUGCAGAAUACUUGUCCUUGGUAAAACAGGAGUUGGUAAAAGUGCUACCAUAAACUCUAUAUUUGAUCAAGAAAAAACCAUGACUAAUGCUUUUCAGCCUGCUACUAAUUGCAUUCAAGAAGUUGCAGGAACUAUCAAUGGGCUUAACAUAACGUUUAUCGAUACACCUGGUUUCCUACCUUCCUCUACCAAUAAUCUAAAGAGAAAUAAGAGGAUCAUGCUUUCCGUGAAGAGAUUUAUUAGAAAGUCCCCUCCAGACAUUGUUUUGUACUUUGAACGGCUUGAUCUUAUAAAUUCUGGUUAUAGUGACCUCCCACUUUUGAAGCUUAUAACCGAAGUAUUUGGUGCAGCAAUCUGGUUCAACACUAUCCUAGUGAUGACUCAUUCAUCCUCAGUUAUUCCAGAAGGACCUGGUGGAUAUACUGUUAAUUAUGAUUCAUAUAUUUCUCAAUGUACAGACUUAAUACAGCAGUAUAUACAUCAGGCAGUGUUAGAUUCAAGGCUUGAAAACCCUGUACUUCUGGUUGAGAACCAUCCUCAGUGCCCGAGAAAUAUUAGGGGGGAGAAAAUUCUUCCCAAUGGACAGGUUUGGAGAUCUCAACUCUUGUUAUUCUGCAUUUGUACCAAAGUUCUUGGUGAUGUAAAUUCCCUCCUUAAGUUUCAGAACGGUGUAGAACUAGGACCAGCAAAUAGUGCUCGUGUACCAUCAUUGCCCCAUCUCCUUUCAUCCCUGUUACGCCAUCGCCCUGUACCCAAUCAAAGUGGAAUUGAUGAUGAAAUUGAGGAUAUUUUACUUUCAGACAAGGAAGAAGGAGAUGAAUAUGAUCAACUUCCAUCAAUAAGAAUCUUGACAAAAGCCCAGUUUGAAAAGUUGUCCAAGUCGCAGAAAGAAGAUUAUCUGGAUGAAUUGGAAUACAGGGAGACCCUUUACUUAAAGAAACAAUUGAAAGAAGACUAUCGCAAGCGCAAGGAGAAGUUACUCUUAAAAGAGCAAGAAUUUUUUGAUAGUGAUAAUUCUGAUGAUCAACAGGCUCCUUCAGAACCUGUUCUGUUACCGGAUAUGGCUGUUCCUCUAAAUUUUGACUCGGAUUGUUCUAUCCAUAGAUAUCGCUGCCUUGUUGAUAAUGACCAAUGGCUUGUGAGGCCCGUUCUUGAUCCCCAAGGAUGGGAUCAUGAUGUGGGUUUUGAUGGUAUAAACUUGGAGACAGCUACCGAAAUAAAGAAGAAUAUAUAUGCCUCGGUUGUGGGACAAAUGCAUAAGACCAAGCAGGAUAUCAAUAUUCAAUCUGAGUGUGCUGCAGCUUAUGUUAAUUCGUUGGGUCCAACUUAUUCUAUGGGCGUUGAUGUUCAAUCUGCUGGUAAAGAUAUGGUUUGUACUGUUCAUAGCAACACAAAAUUGAAAAACAUAAAGCACAACAUUGCUGACUGCGGUGUUUCUGUGACAUCUUUCGCAAAGAAAUACUAUGUGGGUGCAAAACUUGAGGAUACUUUGCUAGUUGGGAAGAGAUUAAAAUUUGUCGUAAAUGCUGGCCGCAUGGAAGGUCAUGGACAAGUAGCGUGUGGUGGAAGUUUUGAAGCUUGUUUACGAGGGGAAGAUUAUCCUGUAAGAAAUGACAAUUUAAGUCUCACAAUGACAGUCCUCUCCUUCAAUAAAGAGACGGUAUUGAGUGGAAGUUUACAAUCUGAGUUCAGGUUGAGUCGAAGCUUGAAAGCAACUGUUAGUGCUAAUCUAAAUAGUCGCAAAAUGGGACAAAUAUGUAUAAAGACGAGUAGUUCUGAGCAUUUACAAAUUGCUUUGGUUGCAGUUUUCUCAAUUUUGAAGAUCCUGUUACAUAGGAAGGAAACUUAAAACAUGUUGAAGAGAGUAAUGGAAAGAGAUUAGGUUCUGUUUCUUUAGUGAUACUCAUCUAGUUUGUUCAGCGAAAAAGUGAAAGUGGUGAAGCAUUUUUCUACAGGCCAAGCAUAGAUAUGGACAUUUUUCCGUUUUCAGGGAGAAGGUGAAUUGGAAAUGGAGUUUGUUUGAAGAGUUAAAUUAGUUUAUUUUUUCGCGAUACCUCAGAUGCCAGUUUUUGGCAGUCUUUUUAGGUAAGGCAUCUUGAAGCUGUAACCUUUUGUGGAUUGUUGUUCAACUAUUCAGUAUCUGGGUACUUCCCCAAUUAUAGAUGUUCAAUUAUAGUGAAUAAAAUCAUAACUGUACAUUAAAGCACUGGAACUCUGGCUUUUUCUGUGAUUUUUUCAAAUAAUUGGAAUAUGAAUUGAGUGGUCACGGUUGUUCAACAGGAGCUAUUGCAAAUCAAAGUACAAAUGGUUGCUGAUUAUGCCAGAUUUAAUAGGAGGUUUUGCAUUUACCAAGUUCCAGUAUGCUGGAUCCGAAGUAGUUGUGCGGUGCUUCACAAGGCAUUGUAUAAUAUAUUCACAUGGUGAUAUGCUAAAUUAACUUUUUAUUAUUAUGAUGAUAA
Molecule: messenger RNA, 3860 nt
Organism: Cicer arietinum (chickpea)
Lineage: Eukaryota; Viridiplantae; Streptophyta; Magnoliopsida; Fabales; Fabaceae
Product: translocase of chloroplast 90, chloroplastic
Biological process (GO): protein targeting to chloroplast
Cellular component (GO): chloroplast outer membrane
Molecular function (GO): GTP binding; GTPase activity
Source: RefSeq, a predicted model, not a curated record